GAGCCACCUCCUCUCUCUCUCUCUCUCUCUCUCUCUCUCUCUCUCUGAGAGUGAGUGUGUGUGUGUGUCUCUCUCUCUCGGUCUCUGCAACUUUAAUGGCUGCUGCAGAGUUUAAUAAGCCUCCACCACUCCCUUCUUAUCCUGAGAUGAUUAUGGUAGCACUGGACGCAUUGAAGGAGCCGAAUGGGUCCAACAAGACAUCAAUCUCGAAGUACUUAGAAUCCAAGUACGGAGACUUACCAGCAGGUCACUCCCAACUCCUGUCGCACCACCUCAACCGUAUGAAAGAGAGCGGGGAGCUCGUCUUCUGGAAGAACAACUACACGAUACCCGACCCCAACGCGCCGCCCCGCCGUGGCCGCGGCCGGCCGCCGAAGCCCAAGGAGCCGUUACCCUUGCCCACCAAAGCCGCCCCGCCGGGGCCGGCGAGGCCUCGGGGCCGCCCUCCAAAGGACCCGAGCAUGCCAAAGCCAGUGAAGCCCAAGGUCUCCACGGGCAGCGGGAGGCCGAGGGGGCGGCCGAGGAAGAUGGCGAAGCCGACUGGAGGGUUGGGUGGAUUGACGGAGGCGGCAACGGCGUCUGCUGUGGGGACCGGGAGGCCGAGAGGCAGGCCCCCGAAGGUGAAAGCGCCGAUGACUGAAGUGAGUGUAGAAAAUUAGGAUAUGAGAGGGUUUGCUCUGUGGGGUUCUCAAGUCUGUUCAGGUCUCUCUCUAGCGUUGGGCUUGGCAUUAGGCGGUCGGUCAACUAAUUUGUUUGUGUAACUCUAAUGUGCAAUGUCGAUGUGGUAAAUGGCUUAGUAGCAUAGCAGUAACGACAAUUCGGGUCGGGGAGUCUAUUUCCACGGUCGAUUCUAAACUCGUAAGUUCUCUGGUGUCAUCGUAGGAUUGUUCGCUCUCUGUUUUGCCCGUCUAGUGGGGUUGUUCUUGUUCAAUUAUGUUUCUGGGUGUUCCAUGAAA
Rhodamnia argentea is the source of this 956-nucleotide messenger RNA. RefSeq names its product HMG-Y-related protein A-like. Bases 96 to 659 code for a protein of 187 amino acids. Gene Ontology annotation, cellular component: nucleosome; nucleus; chromatin. Gene Ontology annotation, biological process: nucleosome assembly; chromosome condensation; regulation of DNA-templated transcription. The transcript has 3 exons. NCBI's taxonomy places the organism in Eukaryota, Viridiplantae, Streptophyta, Magnoliopsida, Myrtales, Myrtaceae. Gene Ontology annotation, molecular function: double-stranded DNA binding; nucleosomal DNA binding. The record is from RefSeq and is a predicted model, not a curated record.